ACCACUAGCUGGCUCUCUUUCUCCAUGCUUCCAUAACCAACUAAACUCACUGUGAAACAAAGUGAAAGUAACUUUUGUUUUGUUUCACUCUUCUACUUGCCGUCUUUCCUUGAACACGUUUGUGUCGCAUUUAAUUGUUAUGUUUGUCCUAGAUUAUGUUCCUAUGAGACGUUUGGGCUUUUUUUCCCGGGUUUACUGACCGGAACUCAGUUUUCAGCAACAAUAUUUAAAAAACAACAACAUGUGAAAUGAAGACGUCAGCAGCUUGUUGUUUCGGGGUAAUUAUUCUGUGCAUCGGGCUUUCGAUGAGAGCAACAGGGUCGUCUCAGAUUCAACUGGUCGGUUCAGCUGAUCCAGUCGUUGCCUUGGCUGGUGAUGACGUCAUACUGCCAUGUUACCUGGAACCCAACGUCAGUGCUGUGGACAUGAUGGUGGAGUGGACAAGAUCUGACCUGAAACCUCAAAGGGUCCAUCUUUACCGUGAAGGUCGAGACUCCGACGGUGAACAGCUUCCGUCCUACAGGGGAAGGACAUCACUGUUUAAAGAAGAACUGAAGAACAGCAAUGUCUCCUUAAAACUGACCGGAGUUACCCUCUCUGAUGCUGGAGACUACAAGUGCUUCAUUCCAAUACUGACCAGGGAAACAACCAUUCCACUCAUAGUUGGUGCUGUAUCUCAGCCUGUGAUCGUGCUGUAUCUCAGCCAGUGA
Oncorhynchus masou masou (cherry salmon) is the source of this 710-nucleotide messenger RNA. RefSeq names its product myelin-oligodendrocyte glycoprotein-like. The transcript is spliced from 4 exons. Gene Ontology annotation, cellular component: external side of plasma membrane. NCBI's taxonomy places the organism in Eukaryota, Metazoa, Chordata, Actinopteri, Salmoniformes, Salmonidae. Gene Ontology annotation, biological process: T cell receptor signaling pathway; regulation of cytokine production. Bases 249 to 710 code for a protein of 153 amino acids. The record is from RefSeq and is a predicted model, not a curated record. Gene Ontology annotation, molecular function: signaling receptor binding.